Molecule: messenger RNA, 2874 nt
Organism: Parnassius apollo (apollo)
Lineage: Eukaryota; Metazoa; Arthropoda; Insecta; Lepidoptera; Papilionidae
Source: the annotation of a GenBank genome assembly
AUGGAAGUGCCACCUGGUACAACAUCUUCAAACAAUGCUUCGAUGGGGCCACCAGGCAUGCCAAGCUUUCCACCAAUGCCUCCACCGCCGGGUUCAAUGGGUCCCGGCAACAUGCCUCCUCCACCGGGUUCGAUGGGUCCCGGCAACAUGCCUCCUCCACCAGGUUCGAUGGGUCCCGGCAACAUGCCUCCUCCACCGAUGGGCCCUCCUGGGCCGAUGCCGCCUGUGAGUUCUUCCAGCGGACCUCCAAAUAUGCCUCCGGGAAUGGGUCCGCCACCUGGAAUGAUGGGCAUGGGACCACCUGGAAUGGGACCGCCGCCACCUGGUAUGGGUCCGCCAGGUAUGGGAAUGGGACCUCCAAUGGGUCCACCUGGAAUGGGGCCUCCUAGAAUGCCCCCCGGAAUGAUGCGUGGAGGCCCAAAUAUGAAUGCAAAUUUCAACAAUUCUGGCAUGGAUAUGGGCCCACCAGGCAUGGGUCCACCACCCAAUAUGGGGCCUCCAGGAAUCGGCCAUGGGCCCUGGGACGGUCAGGGUCCUCCAGGAUGGGGGCGGCAAAACCGCCCUGAAGGUCCUCCUGGGUGGGAUGAUCAUCAUAAUGAUGAGGAAGAAGAUGAUGGUGAAGAGAAAGAAUCUGGGUCUCAACAGGGUUCUGCCGGACCAUUACCAUCGUUAUUGACAAUGAAAAUUGAUACUCCAGAAGAAUUCCGCAAUAAGCCUGCUCCUGCUAGUGGAGUUGUCUUGCCAAAAGCCUUAGAGGAAGCACUUGCUUACAAAGAUCAAAGACAAGCUGCUUUGGGGGAUGAAGAAAGAAAAGAGACUGAACAAGACAACCCACCAGAGGCUCCUCCUGCUCCUGUGAUCAGCUCUGAAUAUGAUGCUGAAGAAGAUGGAGAUUCAGAUGAUGACAAUAUUCCAGAGGCUCCAUUACCCCCUGUUAUUUCAAAACAAGAGGGUCAAGCUAAUAAAGCUAGCAAAAAUAAACGCAAAAAGAAGAAAAGGAAGGCUGCACGUCAAAAAAGAAAUGAAAGUAAAAAAGUGGAUGAACAGAGGAAUGAAAAGCCAAAUGAUCCCAAAAAGUCUAGUAACAAAGAAAAUGAAAAAGAAGUUGAAAUUGAAUACAUCCAGGAGAAUAUUCAAUUUCAUGAACUGGAGCCUAUGUACCGUCAGUUUCAUCGUAUUCUAGAAGCAUUUAAAAUCACUGAAAAAAAAGAGGAUGCCAUCAAAGAAGAGGCUGGUAAAGAUGCACCAAAGACGAGUUCUAAGCCUCUAGAGAAGGUGCAGGAUCAAUUUGCUGCUGACGAGGAAGCUGUGGAGAAACACGCAGCCGAUGAAAAGGAGCGUCUCUCGAAACGUAAACUCAAGAAGCUGUCACGUUUGUCCGUAGCAGAGCUCAAACAGUUGGUAUCGCGACCAGAUGUGGUCGAAAUGUACGACGUAACCGCGCGUGAUCCCAAGCUUCUCGUUCAGUUGAAAGCGCACAGAAACACUGUGCAGGUCCCAAGGCAUUGGUGUUAUAAGCGUAAGUACUUACAAGGAAAGAGAGGUAUAGAGAAACCACCAUUUGAUCUACCAGACUUUAUUAAGAAGACUGGCAUCAUGGAAAUGCGCGCUUCCCUGCAGGAUAAAGAAGAGACCAAGACUCUUAAGGCCAAAAUGCGUGAACGGACUCGACCCAAGUUGGGAAAGAUUGAUAUUGAUUACCAGAAAUUGCAUGAUGCUUUCUUUAAAUGGCAGACCAAACCACGUAUGACAAUACAUGGAGACUUGUACUAUGAGGGUAAGGAAUUCGAGACAAGACUUCGUGAAAAGAAACCUGGUGAUCUGUCAGAAGAACUAAGAACUGCUCUCGGGAUGCCAGUUGGUCCUGGCUCACACAAGGUGCCACCGCCAUGGCUGAUCGCCCAACAGCGUUACGGGCCGCCGCCCUCCUACCCUAAUCUGAAGAUCCCAGGACUUAAUGCACCCAUCCCAGAUGGAUGUGCUUUUGGCUAUCAUGCUGGUGGUUGGGGUAAGCCGCCCGUCGAUGAGGCAGGCAAGCCGCUUUAUGGUGAUGUCUUUGGACACCAGAGCAGCGGACAAGAUGACAAUGAAGAUCAAGACAUAGAUCGCACUAUGUGGGGAGAAUUGGAAUCCGAGUCGGAAGAAGAAUCUGAAGAAGAAGAGUCCGGUUCGGAGGAGGAGGGCAGUGCGGCGGGUGCGACGGGCGCGGGCGUGGCGAGCGGCACGGCCACGCCGGGCGAGGGGCUGGUGACGCCGCUCGGCAUCAGCUCCGUGCCGCCCGGCGUCGAGACGCCCGACACCAUCGAGCUGCGCAAGAAGAAGCUCGACAGCGACGUCGAGGGAGGAGGCGGCACGGCCACGCCGGGCGAGGGGCUGGUGACGCCGCUCGGCAUCAGCUCCGUACCGCCCGGCGUCGAGACGCCCGACACCAUCGAGCUGCGCAAGAAGAAGCUCGACAGCGACGUCGAGGGUGGCGACACACCAGCUCUUUACCAAGUGCUGCCCGAGAGACGAGUUGGGCUCACAUCGGGGAUGAUGGCAUCCACACACGUCUACGAUAUCAAUGCUGCAAAUCCUGGCAAGCGUGCGGCGGGUGCGGGUGCAGGCGCGGGCGCAGGGGCGGGCGCGGGUGGGGGCGGCGCGGGCGCCGGGGACGGCGGCGUAGAGGUGGCGCUCGACCCGUCCGAGCUGGAGCUGGAGCCCGAGGCGGUGGCGGCGCGCUACGAGCGUCACCUGCGCGAGCAGCGCCCACGCCACAAGGAGGACCUCUCCGACAUGCUCGCCGACCACGUCGCGCGCCAGAAGAACAAAAGGAAACGACAGCAGAAUACAGAUUCAAAACAAGCGAAGAAGUACAAGGAAUUCAAAUUCUAA